This is a messenger RNA of Drosophila sulfurigaster albostrigata, 2478 nucleotides long. RefSeq names its product lysosomal Pro-X carboxypeptidase. Gene Ontology annotation, molecular function: dipeptidyl-peptidase activity; serine-type exopeptidase activity. The record is from RefSeq and is a predicted model, not a curated record. Lineage: Eukaryota; Metazoa; Arthropoda; Insecta; Diptera; Drosophilidae. Gene Ontology annotation, biological process: proteolysis. The transcript has a single exon. The coding region runs from base 139 to 1551 and encodes 470 amino acids.
GCCGGCUUCGUUGAAGUGAUAAGAACGAUUCGAGAGAGAAGGAGAGCAUCUGGAAAACUGGAACAACAAACAAAGAUCGAAAAUUCUUGACAUCUGACUGGCAUUCAUUAUUCAAUAUUGUGUGCGGGCAGUAUUAAAAUGUUUGCCUUUCUCUGUGGAGCUUUAAUAUUAUUGGCCUUUGAGCCUGGCUUAUCUGCUGCUGAAGUGAAAUUCAAAUAUGCCAUCAAAGAAUUUUCGGUGCCGCUGGAUCACUUCAGUUUCCUGAACAAUGCCAGCUUUAAUAUACGAUAUCUCUACAAUGAUUCGUAUGCCGACAAGAGCAAUGUGGAGAGUCCAAUAUUCUUCUACACUGGCAAUGAGGGCGACAUCGAAUGGUUUGCCCAGAACAGCGGCUUCGUCUGGGAGCUGGCUGCCAAGUUGCGUGCCGUGGUCGUGUUUGCCGAGCAUCGCUAUUACGGCAAGUCGAUGCCCUUUGGCAGCGAUACAUUCAACAGCAGCAAACCGGAGCAUCUUGCCUACUUUACGGUCGAACAGGCGUUGGAGGAUUAUGCCAUGUUGAUAACCUACUUGCGUGACGGACGUCAGUUGCCUGUUGUCGCAUUUGGUGGAUCCUACGGUGGCAUGUUGUCGGCCUGGUUCCGCAUGAAGUAUCCGCACAUUGUGAUUGGUGCUUUGGCUGCCUCGGCACCAAUUUUACAAUUCCCGGGACUGACGCCUUGCGAGAUCUUCAAUAAAAUUACGACAACCGUUUAUGAGACCGCCUACAAUGCCAAUUGCAGCGCGAACAUUGGCAAAUCUUGGAAGGCAUUUGAAACCUUGGCUGCCAAUGAUGCGGGCAAGAAACAGCUAGGCGACCUCUUUCACUUGUGUGAUCCCAUUAAGAGCGCCGAUGAUUUGAAUGAGUUCUUGGAUUUCCUCGAGGAUGUCUAUGGCAAUCUGGCCAUGGCCAACUAUCCCUACAAUUCCACGUUUUUGGCACCGCUGCCUCCAAAUCCGGUGCGUCAGUUGUGCUUCUACUUGAAGGAUCUGCACCAGAAGGAUGACGAUUUGAUCAAGAGCAUGGCAAGUGCCUUGGCCGUCUAUACCAACUACACGGGCACUGAGAAGUGUGUCGACUACAAGUACUCAAAAUCUGAUGGCACGCUGGACAACAAGGGGUGGGACAUACAGACGUGCAAUCAAAUGGUCAUGCCCUUCUGCUCCAACAGCAGCGACACCAUGUAUCGUACCAAGGACUGGAACUUGAAAGACUUCUCCGAGAAGUGCUAUAAGAAAUACCAGCUCACACCUAAACCAUAUGAUAUUGAGCUGCGCUAUGGUGGCAAUAAUCUAGAGGCGGUCAGCAACAUCAUCUUCAGCAAUGGUCUUCUCGAUCCCUGGAGCGGUGGGGGUGUUCUCCAGGCACCCAACAAUCAAGUGCAUGUCAUCAUCCUGCCGGAGGGUGCCCAUCAUUUGGACUUGCGUCAAAGUAACCCAUUGGAUCCGCCAUCUGUGGUCGAUGCUCGUCAGAGGGAAGCUGCCAUCAUUGCGGGAUGGAUUAACGAAGCUUAGUGCUUUGAAAAUACUUUCUCUUAUACUUACUCUUAACAAUUUCAAUUAUUGCUAUUCGCAAAAAGUUAUGAUAAUAUAUUUUCUUAUACAAUAAACAAACCCUGUUUUUGAAUAUAUAUCGUUUAUAAAAUAAAACAUGGUAAAUGUAUUUUUUAAUAUUUCUUUAAUAUAUGCAUAAAGGUACAGUUGUUCACAAGAAAGGAAAUCUUAUAAAGUACAGAAGCAGCAAAACACACAAAAGUUUAACAUUUAAUUCAACUUAAUUAAAAUAUAGUAUAUCGUAUAAACUUAAUAAAUAAAUAUUUAUGUAUUUUCUCAAUAAUUGCUCGUAGGCAUUAAAUAAUAAAAAAUAUAGUUUAUAAGGCAAAUAGAAUAAGGAUUAUCAAAAAAUAUUAACAACGAAAGUUUAGUUUUAUGUUCUGAUUUCUUUUCAUUUUUCUUAUUUUUUUUUUUAUAACUGGAUGGAUAACUUUUUCCAUUUCUAUAUGCAAUUUUUUCAACAUUUUUCUUCGUUUGCAAUUUUUUGCAAAUUUUUUUCAAUUUUUUUCACGCAACUCGAAAAAUUUCUUUAGGAAAAUCGAUUUUUGUUUUUAGUUUUGGUUUAGCACCGGCAUAGGACACUUGCUUCGAUUAUUUUUUGUUCAAUUCCCCCCAUUUCACUCGUUUACUCCAGCAAUGGUUAUUUUAGCUGAUUGACUAAAGUUUUUAAUUGUUUGUCUAUGGUACGAAUUUUGGAAAUGAGUUCAGGAAUGCUUAAAGGUUUGAAAAUCAAAUGCUUCACAAGAUGUUAGAUGAGAGUCACCUAUGUGGCUGGUGUUGUUAAUGAGAAACUUCUGCGUGGUAUAAACCGUGGGAGAGAAACUUGGCUUAUUGCAGAGCAACUCACACUCUCUGUGACAGCAUUGUGACUAUCUAGCGCUAGGUGAA